Molecule: messenger RNA, 201 nt
Organism: Protopolystoma xenopodis
Lineage: Eukaryota; Metazoa; Platyhelminthes; Monogenea; Polystomatidea; Polystomatidae
Source: the annotation of a GenBank genome assembly
AUGAUGGCAUAUGUUGGCAAACACCAUCUUAUCUCGCUCAUUCCGCAUGGCCUAUCGGCCUGCGUCUUCCGUUUCGGCCAUGUCGUGGUCUCAUCGGGACCACUUAUUUGUACGCCGAAUCGGCCGAAACGCCGCUUUCGGUCUGAUAUGUCGCCUCUGGGCCUGGCUCGUCUGCCCACUUUUGGGAAAAACACACUCUAA